This is a messenger RNA of Kockovaella imperatae, 1604 nucleotides long. Its product is annotated as cell wall organization and biogenesis-related protein. Gene Ontology annotation, cellular component: Prp19 complex; U2-type catalytic step 1 spliceosome; U2-type catalytic step 2 spliceosome. Bases 222 to 1202 code for a protein of 326 amino acids. The transcript has 11 exons. Lineage: Eukaryota; Fungi; Basidiomycota; Tremellomycetes; Tremellales; Cuniculitremaceae. Gene Ontology annotation, molecular function: pre-mRNA binding; U6 snRNA binding; metal ion binding. The record is from RefSeq and is a predicted model, not a curated record.
UGAUCGACCGAGGCUCAUAAGCCUGACAUCGAGAGCGCAACGAUAGGACGAGAUUGCUAAGUUGGCUCUCAUACCCGUCAACCUUCGCGGCGGCUUAUCAAUCAACCUGAUUGCCGCCACGUCAUGAUGUUUUCAAAAGUCAGUCUCGUUCGCAUUCAUUCAUUACUUGCUACUCAUCCUCACGCCGUACAAGCCGCCUGAACUACUUCUAAACUGUCAGAAUGCCCGCCAAGAAUGAUAUAAAUAAAGUCGGAGUGGAGUCGUCUGAUUUCCCGAUAUUAUGCGAGACUUGCCUUGGCCCAAACCCAUACGUCCGGAUGAGCAAGCAGGAGUACGGAAGUGAAUGCAAGAUUUGCAACCGCCCCUUCACAGUUUUCCGCUGGAAUCCGGGUCAAGGUGCCCGUUACAAGAAGACAGAGGUGUGCACAACUUGCGCAAAGAUAAAAGGGGUGUGUCAGACUUGUCUCUUGGAUCUCGAAUUUGGCUUGCCGGUUCAAGUGAGAGAUGCAGCGUUAGGGCGGAAGAAUCAGGCUCCAACGUCUGAUAUCAACAAACAAUACUACAUCCAGAACCUUGAGGCGCAGAUGGAGGACUCACCGGACGGCAUGGCAUACGACUCGCAGGUCGCCAAUCGCGCUGGACGGGAAAUGCUCAAGAAUCUUGCACGAUCCGAUCCAUUCUAUAAGCGGAAUAGGCCUCAUAUAUGCAGUUUCUUCGUGAAGGGAGAGUGCAAACGAGGAGCCGAGUGCCCAUUCAGACACGAGUUGCCGGAAGAGAACGGCUUGCAGAACCAGAACAUGCAAGACAGAUAUUACGGACGGAACGAUCCUGUGGCGAAGAAGAUGUUGCGACAGGAUGCAGAGAACAAGGGAAUGAAGGCGCCAGAGGACGAGACUGUCACGACACUGCUGUUCCUUGGUUUACCGGAAACUACGGAGACAGAUGUCCGGUCAGCGCUGGUGUUCUCCUGUCCUUUUGUCAAACCGGUAGAGCUGAAAAGUCUGACAAUUGUCGAGGCGAGCCAUUGCGCCUUUGUCAAUUUCAAGACACGCGAUUUAGCCGAACGGACAGCAGAGGCAUUAUCAGCGCAGGGGGGCAUAGAGGUCCAGGGCAAGCGGUGCAAGGUGGUAUGGGGUCGAAGCAGGCCAGCAAAAGGCAAGAAACCAGAGUCGAUCGAGCCAUCGGCCACAGCGACAGCCUAGAGUAGACUCGUCAUGUAACAAUCAUUGUAAAAUUACAUGUUCAUACCAUUCUUCCAGCAGGUUGGCCCCAAUCAGGCCACUUUGUCUCCUCCUUAUUUCUCUCGUCCGCUAUUGAUUGUAGAACCUGUGACCCCCAGCGAGCUUGCCGCCUCUGUGCCAGCUUCUCCGCAGUCUCUGCUCGCAUCUUUGCCAUUUCUUCCUGCAACUCUUCAUGCGUCCGUGGUGGUUUCUGAGGGGGUCAGGCUAGGCGAUAACCUUUGCCGCUCACCUUGGCAUCCGUCACUGGUGGGUAAAAGAUAUCCCUGAGCUAACAAGGUUAGGACACGACAAUCUCUGGAGAACCUACAGGUUCGACAUUGAGUUUGUACCUAAUCAUUGUCAGUCGUGAAUCCUCCUUGACCU